UUUCUGUCAAAUCUUACCCAGUCUCAGAACAAGUCUACUAAACCCUUUCAAACUCUUUCUCCUGGUCUCUCUUCUUCUCUGUUCCAUCCAUGGCUGCCGUUUUCAUGAACCCUAACAUCACCUUCCCCACCCCCAAAACCUUCACUUCCAUAAACCCUAGGAUACCUACUUCAUCAUCCUUCUUCCCUUCAUCUAAAUCCCUAAAAUCCCAACAAUCUUCUUCUAUCAAGUCAAUCAAAUGUUCAAUCUCAGCCUCUUCAGCUUCAUCUUCAUCAUCAACAACAACAACAACAACGGCAAAACAUAUUCGUCCAGAAUACAUACCAAACAAAAUCUCAGAUCCAAAUUAUGUACGGAUUUUCGACACAACGUUGAGAGACGGUGAACAAUCGCCAGGAGCAACAAUGACUAGUAAAGAAAAACUUGAUGUGGCGAGACAAUUGGCGAAACUUGGUGUUGAUAUAAUUGAGGCUGGAUUUCCAGCUUCGUCUAAAGAUGAUGCUGAAUCUGUUAAACUUAUUGCUAAAGAAGUUGGGAAUACUGUUGAUAGUGAUGGUCAUGUACCUGUGAUUUGUGGAUUAGCUAGAUGUAAUAAGAAUGAUAUUGAUACUGCCUGGGAAUCUGUUAAAUAUGCAAAGAAGCCGAGAAUUCAUACUUUUAUCGCCACUAGUGAGAUUCAUUUGAAAUAUAAAUUGAGGAAAUCAAGGGAACAAGUUUGUGCUAUUGCUACAGAAAUGGUUGCUUAUGCUAGAAGUUUGGGCUGUCAGGAUGUCGAAUUUAGUCCUGAAGAUGCCGGAAGAUCUGAUAGGGAAUUUCUUUAUCAAGUUCUUGGAGAGGUUAUUAAAGCUGGUGCGACGACCCUCAACAUCCCAGAUACUGUUGGUUAUACUUUGCCAAGUGAAUUUGGAAAGUUGAUUAGUGAUAUCAAAUCAAAUACUCCUGGAAUAGAGAAUGUGGUCAUCUCGACACAUUGCCAGAAUGAUCUAGGUCUUUCUACUGCUAACACUUUGGCGGGGGCCAAUGCAGGUGCAAGGCAAGUAGAGGUAACUGUAAAUGGAAUCGGGGAAAGAGCCGGAAAUGCUUCUUUGGAGGAGGUUGUGAUGGCAAUAAAAUGUCGAGGGGAUGAGCAAUUAGCAGGACUGUAUACUGGAAUCAACACCAGACACAUCGUCAUGGCAAGCAAGAUGGUGGCAGAAUAUACAGGAAUGUCUGUACAGCCUCACAAGGCUAUUGUCGGAGCUAAUGCUUUUGCACAUGAAAGUGGUAUCCACCAGGAUGGGAUGCUUAAAUUUAAAGGUACAUAUGAGAUCAUGUCUCCUGAGGAUGUUGGUUUAUCUCGGUCUAAUGAAUCUGGCAUUGUUCUUGGGAGGUUGAGUGGAAGGCAUGCUUUGAAGUCUCGCCUUUUGGAGCUGGGCUAUGAGUUGGAUGGAAAGGAACUUGAUGAUGUCUUUUGGCGUUUCAAAGCAGUUGCUGAGAAGAAAAAGAACUUAUCUGAUGGUGACAUAGAGGCAUUGGUCUCUGAUGAAGUUUUCCAGCCGCAAGUUGUAUGGUCUGUCGGGGAUAUGCAGGUCACAUGUGGAACCCUUGGCCUUUCUACAGCAACUGUUAAGCUAAUCGGCGCUGCUGAUGGAGUGGAGCAUGUUGCUUGUUCUGUUGGAACAGGCCCAGUAGAUGCAGCUUACAAAGCCAUUGAUCUCAUUGUUAAGGUACCCGUAAUGCUCCUUGAGUACUCCAUGAGUUCAGUCACAGAAGGCAUUGAUGCAAUAGCUUCCACCCGUGUUGUAAUACGUGGAGAAAAUGGCCACACUUCCACCAAUGCUAUUACUGGAGAAACUGUCCAUCGCACUUUCAGUGGAACUGGGGCAGGGAUGGAUAUCGUUGUCUCCAGUGUCAGGGCCUAUGUUAACGCUCUUAACAAAAUGAUGGGUUUCAAGAGUGUAUCCGCAUCGAAGGUUUCUCCUGAAUCUUCUCAGAGUUCAUAAGAAGGCAAAGUCUUCUUAAAAACAUUAAUAAAACGUCACUUGUGCCUUUUCUGUAUACAGGCUUCCUAAACUUAGAAGGUGUAGCCCAUAGUACUUAUUUUGCCUUGAUGCAUGUAAAUUAGUUAAUAAAACAUUAUCGUUCUGUUAGUUUCAACUUUCUGUGUCCACUCAUGUUGUGUUUAUUUCUCUUUUAACCUCUGCAAGACGUGGAACAUUUUUGAAUUAUGUAAAAAUUAGAACUUGGUUUUAGAAUAUUUAUUGGCUAUUGAUAUACAAGUUGGUGAA
Messenger RNA from Papaver somniferum (opium poppy), 2267 nucleotides. RefSeq names its product 2-isopropylmalate synthase A-like. The transcript has 12 exons. Lineage: Eukaryota; Viridiplantae; Streptophyta; Magnoliopsida; Ranunculales; Papaveraceae. Gene Ontology annotation, molecular function: 2-isopropylmalate synthase activity. Gene Ontology annotation, cellular component: chloroplast. Gene Ontology annotation, biological process: L-leucine biosynthetic process. The record is from RefSeq and is a predicted model, not a curated record. Bases 90 to 1982 code for a protein of 630 amino acids.